This is a messenger RNA of Osmia lignaria (orchard mason bee), 1245 nucleotides long. RefSeq names its product proximal sequence element A Pbp49 (gene Pbp49). Gene Ontology annotation, biological process: snRNA transcription by RNA polymerase II; snRNA transcription by RNA polymerase III. NCBI's taxonomy places the organism in Eukaryota, Metazoa, Arthropoda, Insecta, Hymenoptera, Megachilidae. Gene Ontology annotation, molecular function: RNA polymerase III type 3 promoter sequence-specific DNA binding; RNA polymerase II cis-regulatory region sequence-specific DNA binding; core promoter sequence-specific DNA binding. The record is from RefSeq and is a predicted model, not a curated record. Gene Ontology annotation, cellular component: snRNA-activating protein complex.
AUGGAUGACGUGUAUAAAUUUUAUAACAACAAUGCAUCAUCAAAGAUACAAAUAAAAGAAUAUUUUGAUGAAUACUUAAAUAUGAUAAGAUAUGCCGAUUGUUUUAUGUCUAUGAAAAAAGAUACUGCUGAUAUUAUAUCACUAAUGGGAGUAGAACUUGAGGACGAAGAAAUGUCCAUGUUGAUGAAUUAUUGCAGCAUUGACAAUUUAACAGUAAACGGGGAAUUUCCAAAACUACUUAAUACCAGAAAAAUGAGAAAGAAAGAAACAUUUGAUCCUCAGGAACCGGUAGAUGUACCCUUGAAAACAAUUCAACAUUUAAGAAAAAGAUUUAAUCGAGAUACUAGACAAAUUUCUUAUAAGUAUCAAAGUGAAUUAUUUAUAGAUACUGAAAAAACAAAAGAAAUAAGUGGACCACAAGUUACACCUGGUAGAGAUAUUCUUAUUUCUAUUAGAAUUUAUCAUCCUUUCAUGCAACGUACAAAGAAUGUACCCAAGAGAGAAUGUGGCUCAAAAUUAAGAUUAAAUAAUAUACUUGGUAUAUUAGGUUCUCAGACACUUGCUGAUUUACGAGAUAAAAUAUCAUGUAUGUCUGAUUACACUGUUUCUAGGGAAUGUAGUGAAAAUUUGAAUAAUGCAGUAGGACCUAUGGCAAAGGAUGUAUAUAAAUCAGGAUUCUUUUUUAUUGAAGACACCUUUUAUAAUGAUACGAGAUGCCCAGCAAAUGUUGAUUAUAGUAAAGUGAUUAUUGAUUGGGCACAGAGACGGUCAAACUUGGGACCUUUUAAAACUGCUGUAAUGGAAGAUUGCCGAAUAGAUUCCUUGCACUUGAGAUUUGGAUAUCCAUGGGUGUACAAGCACCAAGGUGGUUGUGAACAUUUGAUUGUUUUUAGCGAUGCUAGGUUGAUUAAUUCUGAUGAUGAUUUAGCUGUAUCUGUAUAUCCCAAGGUGCUCAGAUUAAGACCUAUGACUUCUAAAUUUUGUAUGAUAUGUGGUAUAUACAAUGCACAAUGGAUUACAAUGGAUCACGAAAGAAUACCACAUAAUCCUUGUUAUUUUUGUGAUACGUGUUUCAAAUCAUAUAAUUACAUUGAUGGUAAAAAGAUAGGAAAUUUUAAAGCAUACCCAUAUCCGCGUAAUAUGGAGGCUGUAAAGGGAAAAAUAGAUGUAUAAAUAUGUUUCAUUUUUAUUAUAAAUUUAAUUUUUUAUAUAAAAAUAAAUUAUUAUAUUGCCGUUUUUAUAGAA